AUGAACAUACAAGCCCGCCACUGUUACCACGCCCACAAGCCCGUCACCGCUCGCCCGUCACCGUUACCACGCCCACAAGCCCGUCACCGCUCGCCCGUCACCGUUACCACGCCCACAAGCCCGUCACCGCUCGCCUGUCACCGUUACCGCGCCCACAAGCCCGUCACUGUUACCAUGCCCACAAGCCCGUCACUGUUACCACGCCCACAAGCCCGUCACCGCUCGCCCGUCACCGUUACCACGCCCACAAGCCCGUCACCGCUCGCCCGUCACCGUUACCACGCCCACAAGCCCGUCACAGCUCGCCCGUUACCGUUACCACGCCCACAAGCCCGUCACCGCUCGCCCGUCACUGUUACCACGCCCACAAGCCCGUUACCACGCCCACAAGCCCGUCAACGCUCGCCCGUCACCGUUACCACGCCCACAAGCCCGUCACCGCUCGCCCGUCACUGUUACCACGCCCACAAGUCCGUCACCGCUCGCCCGUCACUGUUACCACGCCCACAAGCCCGUCACCGUUCGCCCGUCACUGUUACCACGCCCACAAGCCCGUCACCGCUCGCCCGCCACUGUUACCACGCCACAAGCCCGUCACUGUCACCACGCCCACAAGCCCGUCACCGUCACCACGCCCACAAGCCCGUCACCGUCACCACGCCCACAAGCCCCCCCCCAAGCCAAGCGUCGCGUGAUCGUGGAGCCCCCAAGCCAAGCGUCGCGUGGUCGUGGAGCACCCCAGCCAAGCGUCGCGAGGUCGUGGAGCCCCCAAGCCAAGCGUCGCGUGGUCGUGGAGCCCCCAAGCCAAGCGUUGCGUGGUCGUGGAGCCCCCAAGCAAAGCGUCGCGUGGUCGUGGAGCCCCCAAGCCAAGCGUCGCGUGGUCGUGGAGCCCCCAAGCCAAGCGUCGCGUGGUCUUGGAGCCCCCAAGCCAAGCGUCGCGUGGUCGUGGAGCCCCCAAGCCAAGCGUUGCGUGGUCGUGGAGCCCCCAAGCCAAGCGUCGCGUGGUCAGGGAGCCCCCAAGCCAAGCGUCGCGUGGUCGUGGAGCCCCAAGCCAAGCGUCGCGUGGUCGUGGAGCCCCCAAGCCAAGCGUCGCGUGGUCGUGGAGCCCCCAAGCCAAGCGUCGCGUGGUCGUGGAGCCCCCAAGCCAAGCGUCGCGUGGUCGUGGAGCCCCCAAGCCAAGCGUCGCGGUGGUCGUGGAGCCCCCAAGCCAAGCGUCGCGAGGUCGUGGAGCCCCCAAGCCAAGCGUUGCGUGGUCGUGGAGCCCCCAAGCCAAGCGUCGCGUGGUCGUGGAGCCCCCAAGCCAAGCGUCGCGUGGUCGUGGAGCCCCCAAGCCAAGCUUCGCGUGGUCGUGGAGCCCCCAAGCCAAGCGUCGCGUGGUCGUGGAGCCCCCAAGCAAGCGUCGCGUGGUCGUGGAGCCCCCAAGCCAAGCGUCGCGUGGUCGUGGAGCCCCCAAGCCAAGCGUCGCGUGGUCGUGGAGCCCCCAAGCCAAGCGUCGCGUGGUCGUGGAGCCCCCAAGCCAAGCGUCGCGUGGUCGUGGAGCCCCAAGCCAAGCGUCGCGAGGUCGUGGAGCCCCCAAGCCAAGCGCGUUGCGUGGUCGUGGAGCCCCCAAGCCAAGCGUCGCGUGGUCGUGGAGCCCCCAAGCCAAGCGUCGCGUGUGGUCGUGGAGCCCCCAAGCCAAGCUUCGCGUGGUCGUGGAGCCCCCAAGCCAAGCGUCGCGUGGUCGUGGAGCCCCCAAGCCAAGCGUCGCGUGGUCGUGGAGCCCCCAAGCCAAGCGUCGCGUGGUCGUGGAGCCCCCAAGCCAAGCGUCGCGUGGUCGUGGAGCCCCCAAGCCAAGCGUCGCGUGGACGUGGAGCCCCCAAGCCAAGCGUCGCGUGGUCGUGGAGGCGCAGAGGAAACUUAAAGUAUAAGGAGUGA
Molecule: messenger RNA, 1914 nt
Organism: Procambarus clarkii (red swamp crayfish)
Lineage: Eukaryota; Metazoa; Arthropoda; Malacostraca; Decapoda; Cambaridae
Product: serine/arginine repetitive matrix protein 1-like
Source: RefSeq, a predicted model, not a curated record